Messenger RNA from Penicillium chermesinum, 909 nucleotides. Its product is annotated as alpha/beta fold hydrolase. The transcript has a single exon. The record is from RefSeq and is a predicted model, not a curated record. Lineage: Eukaryota; Fungi; Ascomycota; Eurotiomycetes; Eurotiales; Aspergillaceae. The coding region runs from base 1 to 909 and encodes 302 amino acids.
AUGAGACUAAACGUGCUUGAAGGGUCGUCAGGCCGAUAUUCCACAUCGCAAGGCACUGAUAUUCACUACAUUUCUUAUGGCAAUCAGCAAGGUCCUCUGGCUAUUUGUCUACAUGGAUUGGGUGGCUCUACAGAGACCUUUCGACCUCUUGUUCCAUUCAUACCUUCGAACUAUCACGUCGUCGCAGUUGACCUUGAAGGAUUCGGGAAGACACCCCUAAACCGAGGAAAACCUCUGACGUUCGCCGGUUAUGUCUCCGACCUACACGACCUGAUCACCUAUCUCCAAAAGCCUCCUACUUGGACUACCGUCCCAUCAGCAAUUGAGACCGCAAGCAAUGAUAUCUAUGACAACGACUCCAGCGUUUUACUUAUAGGCCACUCGCUCGGUGCCAUCAUCAGCUUGCACUUCGCCGCCCAUAUACUAGGAGAGUGCGAAGCCUGCUGUUACUGGGCACGGGGGGGCUCCCUGGCCCACAUACCACCAGCACAGCAGCGUAUGCGUGACCUCUCAAUCAUAGCUCGUGAGAAAGGUAUGGAUGUGGUUAGUGAAAUCGCCGUCAACACCAAUUUCCCCGCAGACCGAGACAACGAUGAAGCGCAUGUACAAACGGUCCGGGAUGCGGUGUCUUCCACCUCCGCAGAAACGUAUGCUGUUACAGCAGAACUCAUCGCCAGUGACGAGCAUGUCAACCCCGACUACCAAAAGAUCACUUGUCCGACCAUCUUCGUGGCCGGCGAUAAGGAUGUAAUCAGUCCUCCAGGAAGAUCAGAGAGUAUUAGUGCUCAGAUCAGUGGUCCUUCGGAGGUGGUCGUCGCUAAAAGUGGCCAUCAGAUGAUUUUGCAAGACCUUGAUAGUGUCAAAGCAGCAUUGGCCAAGCUGAUGAACGUUCUAUCUUCAUCCACUUAG